GUUAAACUAUACUAACUAGGAAGGAGCGGUAAUCAUGUGACACCGAGUUGCAUGAUGUGGUUCGGACUGGAGCAUGAUCCACGGAUGAGAUUAGGCACCAGGAUAAGGCUAAGCAUCAGACCAAAAAGCUUGUCGGGCGGGAAACAGACAUCGGAGCGGCUGAACGGUCGUCCUGAUGGGGCAGAAGCAAUAUAAUCAUAGGCCGGUUGGGAGUUGGAAGGGUGGCUGUCGGGUUUAACUACCCUUCUAGAACUUGAGCUAGGUUCUGGCCAGUCUGGUACGCCCGAGACAAGGUGACACUGGACCACAUGGAAGAAGGGAGGCUGCCCUUCAUUUGCCGCAAAUCUUUCUCUGCUACUAGACGUCCGACCGCACCGAACAUCUGCAGCAGCGAGGCAGGAUCAUUAAUUGAUCGAUUUGUUCUGGUGUCUGCACUGCAUGAGCUCACCGAAGGUGGGUUAUCUUUCAGACUGGGGCAAUUACGAAGGAAAUCGAUCAGAUACACUUCAUUGCAAGGAUUGCGAGAUAUGACACGUAACCAAAGUGCAAAGUAGAAC
This is a messenger RNA of Aspergillus welwitschiae, 557 nucleotides long. RefSeq lists its product as uncharacterized. NCBI's taxonomy places the organism in Eukaryota, Fungi, Ascomycota, Eurotiomycetes, Eurotiales, Aspergillaceae. The transcript has a single exon. Bases 309 to 554 code for a protein of 81 amino acids. The record is from RefSeq and is a predicted model, not a curated record.